Trichoderma reesei QM6a is the source of this 456-nucleotide messenger RNA. RefSeq lists its product as uncharacterized. The coding region runs from base 1 to 456 and encodes 151 amino acids. Lineage: Eukaryota; Fungi; Ascomycota; Sordariomycetes; Hypocreales; Hypocreaceae. The record is from RefSeq and is a predicted model, not a curated record. Gene Ontology annotation, biological process: DNA-templated transcription. Gene Ontology annotation, cellular component: nucleus; RNA polymerase III complex; RNA polymerase II, core complex. Gene Ontology annotation, molecular function: DNA-directed RNA polymerase activity; DNA binding. The transcript has 3 exons.
AUGGCGGCUGGAUGGAGGCUGAUCCCCCCCUGUGCGCGCAGCGACGAGCCCGUGUUGGAAGAGGACGAGAUCACCGAAUUCUACGAGCCCGAAGUUCCCGAGGACGAGGAUGCCGAGCACUUGAACGGCGACGACCAGGACAACGUGGUCAUCUCUGGAGAUCCAUCUGCAGCCGCAAACGCCUCCAAGGACAAGUCCGUCAAGAACAAGAAGAUUCCCGACGACCAGCGCACGACAACGCCGUACAUGACGAAAUACGAGAGAGCGCGCAUCCUGGGCACGCGCGCCCUGCAAAUCAGCAUGAACGCGCCGGUGCUGGUUGACCUCGAGGGUGAGACGGAUCCUUUGCAGAUUGCGAUCAAGGAGCUGCGCGAGAAGAAGAUUCCCUUGAUUGUGCGACGAUAUAUGCCUGAUGGAUACUACGAGGACUGGACCUGCGAAGAGCUCCUUCAGUAG